Thecamonas trahens ATCC 50062 is the source of this 1036-nucleotide messenger RNA. RefSeq names its product CAMK/CAMK1 protein kinase. Gene Ontology annotation, biological process: protein phosphorylation. Bases 29 to 1006 code for a protein of 325 amino acids. Gene Ontology annotation, molecular function: protein kinase activity; ATP binding. NCBI's taxonomy places the organism in Eukaryota, Apusomonadida, Apusomonadidae. The transcript has 2 exons. The record is from RefSeq and is a predicted model, not a curated record.
UGUCUCUAGACGCCAAGGGGGAGGAUUCAUGGCGGCGUUUGGGGCACAUCUUAUCAAAGACGCACAGCACGUGCCAGUAGGUGAGGUCUACACAUUGGGCAAGCAACUGGGCGCGGGCUCGUUCUCCAAGGUCUACCAUGGCGUGCACAACAUCAGCGGUGAUGAGGUGGCGGUCAAGAUCAUCGACAAGGACGCUGUUGGAGAAAAGACACACAUGCUGCUGACCGAGGUGGAGAUCAUGCAAUCUAUCGACCACCCGAAUGUUAUUACGCUCCUGGAGAUCUUUGAGACGCCGUCGCAACUCGUGCUCGUCAUGGAGCUGGUCAGUGGCGGCGAGCUCUUUGAGCGCAUUGUGCAGAAGGGCAAUCUGUCCGAGGCCGAGGCUGCAGGCAUUGUGCGGCAAAUCCUCCAGGCGCUCAAGUAUCUUCACAGCCGCAACGUUGUCCACCGCGACCUCAAGCCAGAAAACCUGCUGUUUGCCAAGCCGGGCGCCGGCGGCGUGGUCAAGAUUGCCGACUUUGGCCUCUCGACUGUCUGUGACGACGGCUCGUGGCUGCAGACAGCGUGUGGAACGCCUGGCUAUGUCGCACCAGAGAUCCUGAAGUCGUCGGGCUACAGCACGCCGGUUGACUUGUGGUCGGUCGGAGUCAUUCUGUACAUUCUGCUCUGCGGCUUUCCGCCCUUCUACGACGAGAACCUCUCGGUUCUCUUUGACCAGAUCAUGUCCGGCCAGUUCGACUAUCCUUCGCCGUACUGGGACCAUGUCUCUGACGAAGCCAAGGACCUCAUCGAAGCCCUCCUCACCGUCAACCCCAAGACGCGCCUCACUGCUGCCGAGGCCCUCGACCACGAGUGGCUAGCUGUCGAUGCUCCGCACACCACCUCGACUGGCAGCCAAGAGGCCAUCAUCCGCUACAAGCAAGAGUUCAAAAAGGCAAUUCUAGCCCGCCUUGCAGUCCACAAGUUUGCCUCGUCGCUAGCGCUGCUUGCCCAGGAAGCACCUUAGCCGCUCUUGUAAAUGACUGCAGGCAUUCAA